Messenger RNA from Helianthus annuus (common sunflower), 839 nucleotides. RefSeq lists its product as uncharacterized. The record is from RefSeq and is a predicted model, not a curated record. Lineage: Eukaryota; Viridiplantae; Streptophyta; Magnoliopsida; Asterales; Asteraceae. The coding region runs from base 1 to 831 and encodes 276 amino acids. The transcript is spliced from 2 exons.
AUGGCCACUGUUCAGAUGGCCAAAGACUGGAAUGCUACUUUCCCACAAGUGGGGGACACCGGUGCCGAUGCUCCGGCCGGUUAUAUAACCUUGUGGGCGGAUUUUUUCACCCACGGUAACCUUAGGUUGCCGGUGACGGUGUUUGUGGCGGAGGUAUUGGAGUAUUAUCACCUCCAUAUCUCCCAGCUUAGUCCUUUCGGAAUGUUCCGAAUUCGGAAUUUUGAGUACACAUUCCGUGCCCAUGGCCUGCCCAUUUCAGUGGAGAAUUUCUGGCGUUUCUACCAGUUGACGGUGAACACCGGUUUUUUCUCGUUCACUCAAAGGCAUGGGAGUCUGAAGUUGAUGACACCCCCUAAGGGUGUGACAGGCUGGAAGAAGAGGUUCUUCUACGUGAAAGCCUGUGCGGUCUAUGCUAACAUGUCUUUCAGGAACGUCGAUGUUGGAGUUUCCGAUGAAGAUAUUCCUGUUGCUUCCGCAAAGACCGCGGACUGGUUCUCUAGGCUGCGGCCUAUUGAACUCAAGAAGUUGGAUAAUGACCAACUAUGGAUAUUGCGGAUGAUGCUCUCUAGACCGGAUAGGAAGGAAAGACCCGUGUUGCGGGAACAGGGUGGUGCGGAUGCGGUUGGCUUGUGGAGGAUGUUUGAGCCUGAUUUCAAGGGCCAGGUUGAACUGAUCGCGGUUGAGCUGAAGAAAGGUUUCAACCUUGAAAUUCUGAAGAACUUCCGCGUACCAUCAAAAGCGGUGCUGGAAGCCCCGGUUCCGGGAGACGCAAGAGGUACGUCUUACGUGGCAUUAGUUUUUUCAGUUUAUCUUUUUGACUGGUUCUGUUGAUUGUGUGA